GGUCCUCCAAUUAUAACUUUAUAUAAACCAACCCACCUUCCAUAAUUCCUAUGUUAUUCUAAACACUCCACUAUCAAAUUCAAACAUUAUUCUUCAACGAAAAUAACAUCUUGGAAGCAAAACAAGUACAACAACAUGGAGGAAGCAAAAUCAAGGUUCAAAAGCGUGUGUGUUUUUUGUGGCAGCAGUACUGGUAAACGAGACUGCUACAGAGAUGCCGCUCAUGAAUUAGGCCAAGAAUUGGUGAAAAAGAAGCUGAGUCUUGUUUACGGUGGAGGGAGUGUAGGGUUGAUGGGAAUUGUUUCACAGGAAGUUCACAAUGGUGGUGGCCAUGUGUUAGGGAUUAUUCCAAAGACUCUCAUGUGCAAAGAGAUAACGGGUGAGACAGUAGGAGAAGUAAGAGCGGUAUCUAAUAUGCAUCAAAGAAAAGCUGAGAUGGCUCGUCAUUCUGAUUGUUUUAUUGCCUUACCAGGUGGAUAUGGAACAUUGGAAGAAUUAUUGGAGGUUAUUACGUGGGCCCAACUCGGAAUUCAUGACAAACCCGUUGGCUUAUUGAACGUGGAUGGUUACUAUAACUCCCUACUUACCUUCAUUGACAAGGCGGUGGACGACGGGUUCAUCAUGCCAAUACAACGUCACAUCAUCGUCUCUGCCCCGAACGCAAAAGAUCUUGUACAAAAGCUUGAGGAUUACGUACCGAUGCAUGAUGGAGUGGUGGCUAAGGCAAGAUGGGAGGUUGAACAAGUGGAGUUAAACGCAUCUUUGCACACUGAGUUAGCCAGAUGAUAACAUGACAGAUUUGGACAUGUUACUUACCUCCGUUUGUCUCUUUCUCACUAGUUUUCUAGGGGUGUUAUUGGAAGAGUGAAAAUGUAAUUAGGGUGUUCUUUUGUGUUUGUUAAGAAUUAAGAGUUGAUGGUAAUUUGGUAUUUUACUUUACUUUGUAUAUAAAAAUUUAGAUUGUAUGUAUGAUGUAAUGUAAUUGUAACAACUGAUUAUCAAUAUUAUCUGCUUUGUUUCUGAUAA
Messenger RNA from Helianthus annuus (common sunflower), 1026 nucleotides. RefSeq names its product cytokinin riboside 5'-monophosphate phosphoribohydrolase LOG5. Lineage: Eukaryota; Viridiplantae; Streptophyta; Magnoliopsida; Asterales; Asteraceae. The transcript has 7 exons. Gene Ontology annotation, cellular component: nucleus; cytosol. Gene Ontology annotation, molecular function: hydrolase activity, hydrolyzing N-glycosyl compounds. Bases 136 to 786 code for a protein of 216 amino acids. Gene Ontology annotation, biological process: cytokinin biosynthetic process. The record is from RefSeq and is a predicted model, not a curated record.